AUGGAGACUGAUCCAGAAAUUGUUCAACAGAUUAAGUCACUUCAUGCAGAUCUUGCACGAAAAUAUGAAUUACAUGGUUCCAAAAUUGAUCAGAUCUGGCGAGGUUUCAGCCAAAAUCAGCGAGCGGAGGCUUUCAAGGCUGGCGUCGCAGAAAACGCGUAUUUGAAACAUUCAAGAGAUCAGCCGCUAGGCAACCCUUGGAAGGUGGUUUCCGAGUUAAAUCUUGAUGACAUGGUGACAGAGCCUGACUUUCUACUUGAUCAUUUAAGACACCGCGCGACAACAUCACUUCUAGACCAGUACAGAGAGGGUGUUCGUGAUGGACCCGGAGAUUGCAUAUUUAUCUUGGAGAGUAUGCGCGACAACAACCUUCGUCAUGUAGAUGAUUUUAAAUAUUGCUACACCCGUUUUGACAACGAGGAUACUUAUGGCCGAUCAAUCAGAUCAACAACAGCUGCUCACCAUCGCGACUUUACAACCGAGCUCGCAAUUGCUUUUCAAAGCAGAGCUAUUAUUCCACAGGAAGUUGGAGAAUUGGUUCUCACUAGACAGCUGUAUAUCCUUUUACAGCUGAACUUAUUAGUCGCGGACAUUCUAGAAAUUGGAUCUACUACCAAAUCUACGAAGCCCCGACCACGAAAGGCAGAAGAGGCAGCUGUUUCCGCUCUUUCAAAACUUUCUGUUGUUCACAACCAGGAAAGUCUUUCGUUAGACGACAUGAUCAACAGCUCCUUCGAUCAGAAAACCGCUAUGAACGAUUAUUUGGUUUUGUGUUGCUCUGAAUCAGUUGUUCUACACCACAUGGUCAAUGCUUGGUUCUUCAGUCGACCGGAAUUUGUACCCGAUGAGAAGGGACGGAUCGUCCCCGUACCAAGCGAUAAGCAUAUUAGUAUAUCAAUUUUUGAAUUGAUACAUAAUGCUGCUACUGGAGUUGCAAACUGGGAUUACAUGCAUCGCCUUCUUCAACUUCUCUCAGAGAGGCCCAAUGAUAAAGUUGCAAACACUAUUUUGCUUCAGGAGAUAUCAAACGUAGCUCAUCUCGAAUUCUCGCGGGUCCAGAAAGUCUUCAAACGCUACGUAGCCUUAGGGACAGGUUCAAAGUACUUCAGACGCGUUUCAGGGAAAUAUGACAAUGGGUUUGCGCGUGUAUUGCUCAAGCAAGAUCCAGAGCUUCUGACUAGGGAGAAUCCACAACUUUCUUAUAUCUUUCGCCUCUGUUCCUCUGAGAUUGAUGCCGCUAAAUCAGUUACUUGGAUCAAGAAAUUAGACGACCUCUAUCGUCUCCACCCCGCCGAGCGAUCAGAAGUUCACGAUGGAAUUUUGGACGCAUUCGGUGAGCUGGCAGUUAUCGCCAGUUUUGUUCAAGCCCUUUCUGCUACCGUUACUCUGCCACCAAGAAACCCUAGGAGGGGACAGUUGUAUGCGUCAAGGCUCAACAACUUACUAGGCGAGCUUGAGUCACUAAAGUAUGAGGUCGAACUUUCGAGGUUUGCGGUACCUAUGGAAAACCUCCUUGAGCCGGGCAUGACCGAAGGAGCUAUUGAUGCUCUAGAUCAACUUACGGCAAGAAGAAUGGGCACAAACACUGGGUUUCUGUACCAAGAUCUUGUAGCAGAUUGUGUGACGCAAAUCCAAACUCAUUACGAACAGCAGAAGGACAGAGUUGCACAGAUCGGGAAGAAGCCUCCUAAGACCUUCGAGGACCCGACCCAUGAGGCCUCGGCACCAGAUAUACUCAUACAACGACGAAAAGAAAAGCACAAGGCUCGGCCCGCAGAUGUCUCUCCUUACGAUAUAACUCGAGAUACAGCAAAGUCCACACAAGUGGAAGCGUCCGAGUCGCCUUUGGUAUUCAAAGUCAACAAAAAUACGUCACAGGUCUUCUCCACUAUGUUCGCAAAGUCUGAAGCUCGAGGUUCCGUCAAUUGGAGCGCGUUCGAAGCUGCAAUGGUUGAUUUGAAAUUCUCUGUAAUGCCAAAAUUCGGAUCUGUAUACACCUUCUCUCCAGGAGAGAAUGUGGGUGCUGAGAAGUCUAUUACGUUCCAUCGGCCCCAUAAGUCGGAGAUUGAGGGAUGGAAGUUGAUUAUGUUUGCUAGUCGACUGAGGAGGGUCUACGGAUGGAACGAAGGAUCUUUUGAGUUGGCUUGA
This is a messenger RNA of Sclerotinia sclerotiorum 1980 UF-70, 2148 nucleotides long. RefSeq lists its product as hypothetical. The transcript has a single exon. The record is from RefSeq and is a predicted model, not a curated record. The coding region runs from base 1 to 2148 and encodes 715 amino acids. Lineage: Eukaryota; Fungi; Ascomycota; Leotiomycetes; Helotiales; Sclerotiniaceae.